Molecule: messenger RNA, 1416 nt
Organism: Aspergillus calidoustus
Lineage: Eukaryota; Fungi; Ascomycota; Eurotiomycetes; Eurotiales; Aspergillaceae
Source: the annotation of a GenBank genome assembly
AUGGGCCUAGGAGCGUUUCUAAAAACCGGCUCUGGGUUAAGGGUCGACAAUAGCAAGACUACCUCUGCUGCGAACCUCACCCUGCGGCAAAGUCUAUGGCCCCUUAUACUUGUCACCAUACUUUUUUUUCUCUGGGGCUUUGCCUACGGCUUGCUUGAUACUCUAAACAAGCAUUUCCAAAUCACCCUCCAUAUUACAAAGACACGUUCAUCCGGUCUACAGGCUGCUUAUUUCGGCGCCUACCCACUUGCCUCCCUGGGCUACGCGAACUGGUUACUUCGUCACUAUGGAUACAAAACUGUGUUCAUCUUUGGACUAGCCCUUUACGGUAUCGGCGCACUCUGCAUGUGGCCUGCUGGUUUGAACCGCUCAUUCGGAGGCUUUUGCGCUGCUACAUUUGUCAUUGGCUCCGGUCUGGGAUCUCUCGAAACAGCCGCCAAUCCAUAUCUUGCUGUUUGCGGCCCGCCAAAGUACGCUGAGAUCCGAAUUAACCUGGCUCAAGCGUUCAACGGAAUUGGCACAGUCGUUGCACCUGCUCUAGCCUCGUACGUUUUCUUUACGGAGACUGAGGACGAUGUCGACUCGCUUAAGCGCGUUCAAUGGGUAUACCUUGCCAUCGGUAUCUUUGUCUUUUGUCUGGCCGUGGUAUUCUUCUUUUCGACGAUUCCCGAAGUCACGGACGAAGACAUGGCAUUCCAAGUCGCGGCCACUCACGUUGACGAACAGGAGAAACCGUUCUGGAAACACUAUAAGCUAUUCCAUGCCACACUUGCGCAGUUCACCUACACGGGUGCUCAAGUUGCCAUUGCAUCGUUCUUCAUCAAUUACGCUACCGAAACAUGGCCUGGCACGGAGAACUCUACAGCCUCCAAGUAUCUCGCCGGAGCCCAAGCCGCCUUUACUGUCGGUCGCUUCCUCGGUGCCUUCCUGAUGAAGUAUAUCAGACCGCGCUGGGUCUUCCUCGUCUACCUCUCAUGCGUAGUAGCCUUUUGUGCAGCCGCCACGACGCAGCGCAACGAAUCCGGAAUAGCAAUGCUCUUCCUUACCCUCUUCUUCGAAUCCGUCUGCUUCCCAACAAUCGUCGCUCUCGGCAUCCGCGGCCUCGGCCGCCACUACAAGCGCGGGUCGGGCUUCAUCGUUGGCGGCGUCAGUGGCGGCGCUGCAGUCCCGCCCAUCCUAGCGCACGUCGCUGACCAGCGCAACGAUACGGGGUUCGCGUUUAUCAUCCCGACGAUGUUCAUGGUUGUCGCGUGGACGUAUGCGGUUGCGGUGAAUUUUGUGCCGUCGUAUCGGGAUACGGUUGAUAAGGUUGCGGAGAGCGAAAUUGGGCUCAGGAGGGGGGGUGAUGGUGAUGGGCCGAAGGACGUCGAGGCGCUGGGUGAGGUUGAGAAGGUCGAGACUAUGCAUAUUCGGUAG